AGAAUAACCAAAGUGACACGUCGCCAAGCCACUAAUCAAGGCAGGACUCUUCCGGGUGGUGAUCUCUGAAAUUGCUCAGUGAGCACCCCUAAUUAAGCUGAUUUAUUGCUGUUAAUCACUCACAAUGGAAUCAAAUCAAAAAUCCGGGGAUGGACUGACAGGCACACAGAAAGAAGCAGCCCUGCGUACAUUGAUCCAGCGUACAGGAUAUGGUUUGCUUCAGGAAAAUGGGCAGAGGAAAUAUGGCGGUCCCCCACCACAUUGGGAGGGUUCACCCCCUGAGAGAGGCAGCGAGAUCUUCAUUGGAAAGUUACCCCGGGACCUGUUUGAGGAUGAGCUGGUACCACUCUGUGAAAAAUUUGGGAAAAUCUAUGAAGUACGAAUGAUGAUGGACUUUAAUGGAAAUAAUCGGGGUUAUGCCUUUGUAACUUUCAGUAAUAAACAAGAAGCCAAAAAUGCAAUGAAACAGCUCAAUAAUUAUGAAAUAAGGAGUGGACGUCUUUUGGGUGUCUGUGCGAGCGUUGACAACUGUCGUCUGUUUGUGGGGGGCAUCCCUAAAACAAAGAAAAGAGAUGAGAUCUUAGCAGAGAUGAGCAAAGUGACAGACGGGGUAGUCAACUGCAUUGUAUAUCCCAGCGCAGCAGACAAAGCCAAAAACAGAGGCUUUGCUUUUGUGGAGUAUGAGAGCCACCGAGCUGCUGCCAUGGCCAGGAGGAAACUGAUGCCAGGGAGGAUACAACUGUGGGGCCAUGCCAUUGCAGUGGACUGGGCAGAGCCAGAGGUGGAAGUUGAUGAAGAUACGAUGGCGACAGUUAAAAUCCUGUAUGUGCGGAACUUAAUGUUGUCAACCACAGAGGAGACCAUUGAGAAUGAAUUCAACAGCAUCAAACCAGGAGCUGUUGAAAGAGUGAAGAAGAUAAGAGACUACGCUUUUGUGCACUUCACCAACAGAGAAGACGCAGUAAAUGCCAUGAACACAUUGAAUGGAAAGCUGGUGGAUGGAUCUCCAAUUGAGGUGACAUUGGCCAAGCCUGUAGACAAGGACAGCUAUGUUCGAUACACAAGGGGGGCAGGGGGCCGAGGGUCCAUGCUGCAAGGAGAAUAUGCUUAUACACUAGGGCAGGUGUAUGAGCCUUCAGCUGCAUACAUGGGAGCGCCUUUCUUCUAUGCACCCCAUGCCUACACAGCCAUCCCAAACCCAAUACGAUUCCUUCCCAACAAGGGACAUGUCAGCACCCAGGGUAUGAUGCGCACCUCUUCCAUCAGAGAAAUUUACAUGACUGUACCUGUAGGGGCUGCGGGGGUUCGAGGGCUGGGUGGACGUGGGUACCUGGCCUACGCUGGCUUUGGCCGUGGUUUUGCGGGAUACCAACUGAAGGCAGACAAGCGAGGGGAGGACAAGCUUUAUGACCUCUUGCCCGGAAUGGAGCUCACGCCUAUGAAUCCUAUAACCCUAAAAGCUCAAGGAAUCAAAUAUGCUCCUCAGAUAUUGGAAGAUAUUUGCCAGAAGAAUAACUGGGGGCAGCCAGUUUACCAGCUUCAUUCUGCCAUUGGGACCGACCAGAGACAGCUUUUCAUAUACAAAAUCACCAUCCCUGCUCUUGCGACCCAGCAUCCCAACAUACAUCCCUUCACACCUGCAAAGCUCUGUGCUUCAGUGGAUGAAGCAAAGACCUACGCUGCUGAGCAUGUCCUGCAGAUCCUGGGUCUGCAGACAGAGGGGGCUGAGCCCCCAGCGACUGCAGCAUUCCCAGCGUAUGCAAUAACGAAUACAGCCACCAGUGUAGCAGCAGCCCAGCUGAAGCAAGCAGUCACUCUAGGACAAGACAUGACGGCCUAUGCAGCGUAUGAGACAUACCCCACUUUCGCCAUGGCAACACAGGGAGACGGCUAUGGAGUUUAUUGAGACAGCUCCCAAAAGGACCAUUGACUUAGUUCACAUUCAUGAUCUGUGGGUUAUUGAUUAUAUACCUGAGCGCAUGUCAGAUUUGCAUUUGGAGGAGUACAAGUACCACAGUUUGUUUUUGUGUGUGAUUGCCAAUUAUUUUAAGAUUUAUAUGAAUAUAAUGUAAAUCCUCAGUUAGACAAACAUUUUAGCCUGUGUCUUCAUUAAUGUAAUUUCAAUAAUAUAAGUGUGAUACUAGUCCUGAUAUGUCUUGACUUGUCUCAGGAAUAAGUAAGCUUGUGUGUUUACAAAAACAUUAUUCAGCAUUUCUCUUUCAAAACUGCUUUUUGAAUUAAACAUAGUGGUGUGCACAGUCAAUACAUAUUUAAGGCACAUUUGUACAAAACAGUCCGUACUUUUUAUGUGCUCUCAACAAUCUCAUGUUGCACCCGUAACAUUGAUACUCAGGUCAGGCUUCACAAAGCCAGAUUGACAUAACUGUGUCAAACUGACUCACAGUUCUUUAUCCCAACUUUGGAUUGUGCAUUAACCUAAAUAUAACUGCAGUUCAGCUUCCAAAUAGACACUGCCUUCCAUUUGCUGUUUUGGUUUUCUCCUUGGAAUGCAUGGGAAAUCUGAAUGCAAGACUGCAACAAUGAGCUGAAAGUGACACAAACCAAAAAAAAGGCUUCCCCAACAAAUGUAUGUGUAGCAACACUAAACUAUAAGAGAAUGAGUUCAAUUUAAAUAUAUUUAAACGUAUUUAUAAAUGGUAUGUUUUCUUUUCAUCAUGUGCCAUAAAAAAACAGUUUGUAUUAUCUUCUUGUUUCUGUUGCUUUAACAGACUUAGCGAUAGAAAACAGAACAAGCAAAUCAACUCUAUGGCUUUACUGUUCAAAGUUUCUGUUAAAGCAGCAUCCCAUAAUGAUAGUGAAUACUUUCUGUAUCCCUCCUGUAGAAUAAUAUUCAUGUCAUCUGUUCAGAGAAGUAUAUAUCUUAUUAAAUGUACAGAUUGUUUUAGUUUCUACAGGUAGAAUCCCUUUACCAAUAAAAUAUAAGCUUGUCAAUAUGUUUUUCUUAAAUAAAAGUUCACAUUGUAUACGAUAUUGUUCAAUGGGGCUAAUUUAUAUCACUUGUUGUACGGAAACCAAUGUAAAGAUGCCCGUUUACAUUAUGCAUGCCAAGGUGUAUUUUGCUGAAGAGCAUUUCAGAACAUGUACAGUGGGAAGAGAUGUGUGAAAUAAGCACUUAACAGAGGUAUAAUAAAUGAAUGUCAUGUCAUUUAGAAUAUGCCAAAGCAACAGGUAACAGUAUUAAAGUGUGCAUAGAGCACUUAAAAUAACUUAUUUUUGUACCACAAGUGCAACAUUGUUUGUAUAGAAAUCUGUUCUUUUUGAAUACCUAAAAUGUUUCAUAUCAAUUAGAUGGGGGAAUAAAAAACAAAAAAAAAAAAAAAAAACAAAUGGAAAUCGCCAAUCGGGGUAAACAUUGGAGUAAAUUGGACACAAUAAUUACAAAUAACUGCAGGGGUACAGCAAAUUGAGUACUGCUUUGAUAAAUGUGAUGUGGACAGUAAUUUGUCUCUUAAAUUCCAAAUAAAAAAGUCAAAAAAAGUCUGUUUUCUGUUGAAUAAAAAGGCUUUCAGUUUUCAUUAGAUACAAUGGAGUUGUUACUUGAACAAAUGCAACCCACCCUUACAAAUGAUAUAAACAAUAACAGUUUCACAUAUUUUAUAUGCACAACAUUUGUGUUACAAUUAGAGCAGUUAUUUACAUUAUCCACAAACAAGAAGCAACAUGUGCCGUGUAUGCCCACAACUCCAGAUGUAGUUUAGCAAUGCUGUAAUAUAAACAUACAACUGACCAGCACAAUCUAUUCACACCUGUAG
Molecule: messenger RNA, 3773 nt
Organism: Polyodon spathula (Mississippi paddlefish)
Lineage: Eukaryota; Metazoa; Chordata; Actinopteri; Acipenseriformes; Polyodontidae
Product: APOBEC1 complementation factor-like
Exons: 12
Coding region: 125-1906 (593 amino acids)
Cellular component (GO): nucleus
Molecular function (GO): mRNA binding
Source: RefSeq, a predicted model, not a curated record